Messenger RNA from Physcomitrium patens, 2030 nucleotides. RefSeq lists its product as uncharacterized. Lineage: Eukaryota; Viridiplantae; Streptophyta; Bryopsida; Funariales; Funariaceae. The record is from RefSeq and is a predicted model, not a curated record.
CGAUGUUGAAUGUGGAAGGAACAGUUUCCGGGUUGUUGUGAAGUAAAAUUUAGACCGGAACCCUCCUCAACUUGUGUGAGUAAUUUUCGCGCAGUGGUCAUGGAUUUUGACUCUGGCAUCUCUCUUCAACAAGCGUGCCCUCCGUUGUGCUUGUUGAGCAUGUUGCGGUCGUGAGCCCUGAGAUUAUAUACAAUUCAUGAGUUGUGAUUUUAGUUUUAUUUUUUUUUAAUUUUAUUUUAAUGAGGACAAAGUGAGUCUGAGCGUGUGGAAGUUUUUGACGGGGGUUGAUUUAGAGGUUUGCUGUGUGUUGCUGUUGUGAAAUUGGGUUAGUGUUUGGGAGAGAAUCGUGAGCUUGAGCACUGAAGGGUAGUGCAAGUGCUGGACCUGCGCGAAGGGGUAUGGCGUCGUAUAGUUUGGAAGAGUUUUUAGGGGCGAGGGUUUUGAAGGGUUUGGGCGUGAAGUUCGCCGCAGAUGGCUGGGAUGAUGUGCCCACGAUCAAGAUGAUCGACGCUGAAGACAUGGAGGCGCUUGAACUUACCGACGCCCAACGAGAUGCGUUGGAAUUGCGAAUCUAUCUCCACAAUCGCUCUCUACUGCAGUACGCAGACAGUAUGGAAGGCUCGGGUAUUGGCCUCAUUGACUUAAUGAGUAUGAAACCUGCUGACCUAGUCUCGAAGUUUGGGAUGCGUAAGAGUCAUGUUUCCACCUUCAUCGACACAUCCGCUUCUUGUGGUCUUCAAAUGCCGCCGAAUCUUCCCAGAGUGGCUUCCCAACGCCGCCCCUCCAUUAUCUCGCGAACCAACGAGACAGGAAAUCCAGCCCCCGAGUCGCAAGUAACAAAUUCUGCCGAUAAUCAGACCCAAAGAUCUACAUUGAGCUACGUCUCCUCGUUUGGGAACGCUAUUGACGAACCACCACGAGGCUCUAAUGUGGGCGACGACUUGUCGUUUGGGAAUUCUAGUGCCAUGGAUUCGCCUUCAUCCCCUCCUCGUUUGUCAAAUGCAAGCGGAAUGCGGUUUGAGCCACCAUCUUCGUUGAGGCCAGUGGAUGCCAGAAAACCAAAUUCUCCACAGGGAGUAUUUGGAGCGAACUUGAACACUGCCAGCCGGCGUAUGUUUGGUCUGGUAAAGGCGCCGAGCCCUGACAAUGUCACGAAGUUAUCAACACUAGAGAAAGUAUCGUUACAACAACUUGCACCAGAACACAAGGAUGGGGUAGAUCCCGAAACAAUAAAGCUCCAGAGCAAGCCUCGGUCCUUCAAAGCAUCCAAUCUCUGGGCCGAUAAGGCAACUCUCUUCUUCUGCAUCCGGCGACCUGGGUGCGUGAUGUGUAGGGCGGAAGCAUAUCAGCUGUUCGCUCGGAAGCCUAUUUUUGAUGCACUGGGCAUUCAAUUGGUCGCCGUUCUUCUCGAAUACAUAGACGAUGAGGUGUAUGCUUUCUGGCCUCGGUACUGGGCAGGCAUGGUUGUUCUCGACGAGAAUCGCGAUUUCUUCAGGGCGCUUGGAGGUGGGAAAUUGAUGAAGGAUAACCUUUUCACCGGGUUCUUUUUGAAUCCGAUUGCCCGGCUAAACUGGAAGCGCGCCGUGAAAACUGGUAUUCCUUACAAUACGAAAGGAGAAGGAUUCAUCAAGGGAGGACUGUAUAUUGUCCGCAAAGGAAGUGGAGGUGUUGCGUAUCAGUUUGUGGAGAAAAUUUUUGGUGAUUGGGCGCCGCUGGACGAAGUCCUACAAGUUUGUUACAUCAUUAAGGGAGAGGAAGAGUCAAAAGACCAUUAGUAUUUUUUUGGCCGUUACUCGCUGAUUCACCCCUGUGAAUCACCUGUAUUUUAAACAAUUCUUCAUCAGGUUAGAAGCCCAAUUGCGUGAUUAGACACAGGUCUAGAGGUUAGGAUCAAAUAUCACUUCCUUGUAGAUAACUGCUUUAUUAUGUUGGCUUGGAUGUACUUAGAAGUUAUUGUCCUGAAUCAAAAAUUCUCUCUACUUGUAUUUCUUUUAAAACAAUAAGCUGUAGAUAGGAUUGAUGUGAUGAUC